Monopterus albus (swamp eel) is the source of this 5531-nucleotide messenger RNA. It is a transcript of the gene nrcama, whose product is annotated as neuronal cell adhesion molecule a. Gene Ontology annotation, molecular function: cell-cell adhesion mediator activity. NCBI's taxonomy places the organism in Eukaryota, Metazoa, Chordata, Actinopteri, Synbranchiformes, Synbranchidae. The record is from RefSeq and is a predicted model, not a curated record. Gene Ontology annotation, cellular component: axon; plasma membrane. The transcript has 33 exons. Gene Ontology annotation, biological process: brain development; axon guidance; cell-cell adhesion. The coding region runs from base 378 to 4373 and encodes 1331 amino acids.
GGGGGGAGCUGGUGGAGAGAGCGGAGAAUCCGUGUGGACCACAGCUUGCUGCUGCAGCGGCUGAGGGGGAUGGACAGGCUGUCCGGGUACGGUCCCUCAAACACACAGACACAUAUACACACUUCAGUUUUGUACCGUAUCAUCACACUAACUGCCUAAGGAGGAAACAGAGCUGAUUUGCGACGGUUUGAACCAAAGUCUGAACAUAAACAGUGGCUGAGAUUAAAUCCUCAAAGACUAUUCCCUUUGGAAUAUGGACUUUACUGCUGAGUUGGAUUCUCAGUUUAUUCUGAGGUGACGGGAGAAAGGAUGCUCAAAGUGACUGUUCCUGGAUGCAUUGUUGAGCACCAGUUUGAGGUGGCCAACUUUUAAGAUCCAUGCAUCAUCAGCCUUGCCUGCUGGUGGACUGGGGGGGCCAUGGUGAAUGUGCCUGGGGCUACGCUCUACCUGGUGUGGAUCCAGACGCCUUCACCCUACUGACUACCCUCGGAAAAAAGGUUCUCACCAUGAUGCACCCAACCAUGGACAGGAACUGGAAGUGGGUGCUGAACUUUAGGGCUGUGAUAUUGAUGCUCUUGUGUCACAUGACAUCAGCACUGGAAGUGCCUCUUGAUCCUAAAGUACUGGAAGGAUUACCUCAACCCCCCACUAUAACGCUACAGACCCCAAAGGAUUACAUCUUUGAUCCACGGGAGAACAUCGUCAUCCACUGUGAGGCCAAGGGGAAGCCAAAACCGAGCUUUUCAUGGACAAGAAAUGGGACCCACUUUGAUGUAGAGAAAGACUCCAAAGUCCUGAUGAAGCCCGGUUCAGGAACUCUGAUCAUUGACAUAAGUGAGGAAAAGGCUGAGGCCUAUGAGGGAACGUACCAAUGUACAGCUCACAAUGAGCACGGCACCGCCAUAUCCAACAACAUCGUCAUCAGACAGUCAAGGUCCCCCUUGUGGUCAAAGGAGAGAAAUGAGGCCAUCACAGUUCAAAUGGGGCUCUCCCUAGUGCUCCAGUGCCGACCCCCUGCUGGCCUGCCUCCUCCUGUCAUCUUCUGGAUGGAUAACAAUUUUCAGAGGCUGCCACUGGAUAAACGAGUGUCCCAGGCCCUGAAUGGAGAUUUGUAUUUUUCCAGCGUUCUUCCAGAAGACACCAGGAGUGACUACAUCUGUUAUGCUCGCUUUCCACACACCCAGACCAUCCAGCAGAAACAGCCCAUCUCAGUCACUGUGCUGACCAACAGCCCAGAGGGGGAGCGUCGCCCUGGUUUCAUGUUGCCUUUGGGCCCCACCAGCACCAAGAUGGUCUUGAGAGGGGAGACUCUAGAGCUGGAAUGCAUCGCUGAGGGCUUGCCCACUCCAGAGAUCUCCUGGCAGAAAGAUGGAGGUGAGCUGCCUAGCAGCAGGGUGUAUUUUCAUAACUUCAAAAAAACACUGAAGAUUUCUAAUGUUAAUGAAGAUGAUGCCGGUGACUACCGCUGCACAGCUACAAACAACAUGGGCACUGCACAGCAUGUCAUCAAGGUCACUGUCAAAGCGGCUCCUUUCUGGGUCAGCGCUCCUAGAAACCUGAUUCUUGCCCCGAAUGAGACCGGCAUCCUGACGUGUCGGGUAAAUGGAGAACCAAAACCGAAAAUCACCUGGUUUGUUAAUGGAGUUCCCAUAGAGAAUGCUCCUGAGGACCACACCCGCAAGGUGGAGGAUGACACAAUGAUUCUCAGCAGCGUGCAGUCAGGGUCCAGUGCUGUCUACCAGUGUAAUGCAUCCAAUGAGUUUGGCUACCUGAUGGCCAAUGCUUUUGUCAAUGUACUUGCUCAACCACCAAGAGUGCUGACUCCACCCAACCAAGUGUACCAGGUUAUCACCAACAACUCUGCAUUACUCCACUGUUCCUCCUUUGGCUCACCAAUACCAACCAUCACAUGGUUCAAAGACAGUCAGACCAGCAUUAAGAAUGGUGAUCUAUACGUAAUACACGAGAACGGUACACUGGAGAUUCAUGUGGCCCAGCCAUUAAACAGUGGAAACUACACCUGUAUUGCCACGAACAACCUGGGGAUUACUGAGAACCAUGUCUACCUCGAGGUUAAAGAGCCCACUCGUAUACUGAAGCAGUUGGAGUACAAGGUGGUGCAGAGAGGAAUGAACGCUGUGUUCGAGUGUAAAGUCAAACACGACCCAUCACUUAUUCCCACCAUGACUUGGCUCAAAGACAAUGGAGAACUGCCAGAUGAUGAGAGGUUUGAGGUGGGCACGGACAGCCUGACCAUCAAAGAUGUAACGGAUGAAGAUGAGGCCACCUACACCUGCAUCAUGAAUACCACCCUGGACCAGGACUCAGCCAGCGCCAUGCUGACCGUCAUUGAGGCAACUCCUACUCCAGCUAUUGCCUACGAGAAACCUGACCCACCGACUGACCUGGAACUGACUGACCAGAAAGAGAGGAGCGUUCAGCUCACAUGGAUCCCUGGAGAUGAACACAACAGUCCCAUACAGAAGUUUAUAAUCCAGUACGAGGAUCUGCUCCACCAACCAGGAGUUUGGAUCAACCUCACAGAGGUUCCUGGAACCAGCACCACAGCCCAGUUAAACCUCUCUCCAUACGUCUACUACUCUUUCAGAGUGCUGGCUCUGAAUCAGGUUGGCUACAGCCAGCCUAGCCUGCCUUCACAUCAAUACAGGACCAACCCUGCAGCUCCUGAUGAAAAUCCAUCGGGUGUUCGGGGAGUAGGAACUGAGCCUGGCACUUUGGUCAUCUCCUGGACACCGCUGACAGGAUUUCAGUCCAAUGGGCCUGGUUUGCAGUACGUAGUGCAGUGGAGACAGAAGGAUGUGGAGGAGGCCUGGUCAUCGAAGAAUGUAGUCAAUGCUUCCCAGUUUGUUGUGACUGGAACUCCCACCUUUGUGCCCUACGAAAUUAAAGUACAAGCUUCGAAUGAUUAUGGCAGUGGCCCAGAGGCUGAAGUAGUGACUGGGUACUCUGCAGAAGACUUGCCUUUGUCUGCCCCUGAUAGUGUUCAGAUCAUUGUUCAUAAUGGUACGCUAGCAGAAGUACACUGGGAGCCUGUACUGUCCAAUUCAGUACGGGGAAAGCUAAAGGGAUACAAGGUGUACUACCGUCGUGAACGUGGCUUGCUUGAGGCAGAGGAGGAAACGGAUCAGAAGGAGCAGGUUUUAUUAUUCAGUGGGAACCAUAGUAAGGGACGUCUGCCAGGCCUCCAGCCUUACAGCCUCUACAGUGUCUUCGUCACAGUUCUUAAUAGCAAAGGAGAAGGGCUUCCAAGUCCCAGCAAGACUUUUGAGACACCAGAGGGAGUACCAGGGCCCCCUUCUUUUCUGAAUGUCAUCCACCCUAGUUUGGACUCUCUCACUCUGGUAUGGGGCCCACCACUGAACCAUAAUGGACGCCUCAUUGGAUACACACUGAAAUACCAACCAGUGAACAGCACCAGUGAAUUGGGACCGGUCAAGAUCAUGACCUUUCUAGCCAAUGAGACCACCAUCAACCUGGGGAACCUAAACUCCAACAUGCUCUAUAAGUUUUACUUAAAUGCAAAGACAAUCAAGGGCUCUGGCCCCAUGGUGACGGAAGAGGCCUUCACAGUCAUGAACACAACUCAUACUCGGCCAACUCUAGAGACAGGCAAAGUGCCUCCUGUAGGCCCUGCGUUUGGCACAGUUAACACGUCUGUAUCGGAGGACAGUGCUGUAAUCAGUUGGGAAUACUUUGGACACCAUAAGAACGUAUAUGUGGAAUAUAUUGUAGAGAACAGUAAAGAGGACUGGAAAAAGGAGUUGGUAAACAGUUCACACUCGCAUAUGGUAAAAGGUUUAAAGCCAGGGGCGUCUUAUCGGGUGCGUGUGGUAGCUAGAGACCCGGCCGACCCAACUGUCCACAGCACAGACGAAGUGUUGGUUUCUGUGCCAGCUGUACCCAGCCGACAGGUAGACAUCGCCACCCAGGGCUGGUUUAUUGGACUGAUGUGUGCCAUGGCUCUCCUUAUUUUGGUCCUUCUCAUAGUGUGCUUCAUUAAGAGGAACAAGGGUGGUAAAUAUCCAGUGAAAGAGAAAGAAGAUGCACAUCAAGACCCUGAGAUCCAGCCCAUGAAGGAGGAUGAUGGGACAUUUGGAGAAUACAGGUCUAUGGAAAGUGACACAGAGGACCACAAGCCACUGAAGGGCAGCCGUACACCAUCCAAUGGAACGGUGCGCCGUGAUGAGAGUGAUGACAGCCUUGUAGAUUACGGGGAGGGUGGGGAUGGACAGUUCAAUGAGGAUGGCUCCUUCAUUGGCCAGUACAGCGGCAAGAAAGAGAAAGACACACAUGAAGGCAACGAGAGUUCAGAAGCCCCAUCACCUGUUAAUGCCAUGAACUCGUUUGUCUAACAUCUGGCUCUGAUGGCUACUCUUUGUCACCCUGGCAAACGUGACCAUCUUUGUGGUGACACUUGCUAAGGUGAUGGUCAGUGUGGACACCUAAUUUUUACCAUGGUGGCUGUCACUUCGGUGGCCCCAGAUACCUUGUCACCAGGACUGCUGCCACGCCUGUAUCUCCAAACCUGCCAGCCCUUGUCACAUUGUGACCACCUCUGAUCAACACACACUCAAAAUGGCAAAGACCAUUAACCACAUACCCCAUGAUCAUUGACAGAAGAUCUGAAACAACGGAUGUGAAGAGAGUAGAGAGAAAGCAAUAUAUGCAGAAUAGCAAAGGAAUGUACAAAAAGGAGUUCCUUGCUUAGACUGAGCCAGAGUGUGGCUGUGUGUGUAUUUUAGUGCCAUAUUAAAUCUUUUGCAAACACACUAAACAUAUAUCUAUACAGUGGAAGAACUUAGAAAAAAUCAACUGGGCUAGAUUUCUAGGUGGAAAACCUUUUAUGUAAUGGCUUUUAUAUGUCAUUUAUAUUAGUUCACACAAACACAAACACUCCAUCCUUCUGCUCCUGGCCCGGCCCCUCUGUCAAAUUUAGAACCCAUUGUGGCCCGCAAGUCAAAAAGUUUGCCCACCCCUGGUUUAGACUGUAUAUGGUGCACACGUACAGUACUAGCGACUGGGUAUGCCUUUUAUUGUUCUUUUGUUCAGAGUGUGUUAAAUGGCAGAGGGAAAUAUGGCUGCAGUGUCUUUGUAAACACUGCUGUGAGAUGUGUGAAGAUAGUGUAUGUCUCUGUGAGUUAGAUGAACUGUUUGUGCAUAUGUAGUCGAAUAUGAAUAAAAGUAUAUUUCAAGGUUGGGAUGUCAAUCCAUUUCUAGUCACUGGAAACCUGACUAGAAACACUCAGCAUUCAGUCACUGCUUAUCACGCAAACCACCCAGAACUCCCACACUGAUUUGAUCUGUUUACCCCAACCUUGCUCUUGCUAUGCUUUCCUGAUCUUUUCCUGUACAUCAAGCCCAUGGUUCUUGUUACUGAGCACUAACCAAAUAGGAGUAGAGACUGAGCCAACAUCACUGUUGAGUGCUUCCACCCUGAAUUGCGGCCACUGUGCAAGCCUUUGUUUUAGGCGAUCAUGGCAUGGUCAGAACUGACCACUAUCCCAACAUAG